Poecilia reticulata (guppy) is the source of this 1653-nucleotide messenger RNA. RefSeq names its product DnaJ heat shock protein family (Hsp40) member B4 (gene dnajb4). Lineage: Eukaryota; Metazoa; Chordata; Actinopteri; Cyprinodontiformes; Poeciliidae. Gene Ontology annotation, cellular component: cytosol. Gene Ontology annotation, biological process: negative regulation of transcription by RNA polymerase II. The record is from RefSeq and is a predicted model, not a curated record. Gene Ontology annotation, molecular function: protein-folding chaperone binding.
GAACGUAGCUAUGGUAACAGAAGAGUUCUUCAUGAAAGUGUUAACUGCAAAUCCGAUAAAAGAAUAGAAAUCAACUCAGUUUUAGCUUCAUUAUGGUCGGGGACAAGGUCUGAAGGGAGGAAACGGACCUGCUCCUGAUGGUCAAGGUACCAACUUCACCUACACCUUCCAUGGAGACCCUCAUGCCACCUUUGCCACUUUCUUCGGCGGUUCCAACCCUUUUGAGAUGUUCUUUGGCCGCAAGGCAAAUGGCAGAGAUGACGAAGACAUGGAAGUAGACGGAAACGACCCUUUUGGCUCCUUYACCACCUUCAACCUGAACGGCUUUCCCCGGGAAGGGCACGGAGGSCAGCAGCGCCGGAAACAGGACCCGCCUAUCAUCCACGAACUGAGGGUCACUCUGGAGGAGGUCUUCCAGGGCUGCACCAAGAAAAUGAAAAUCUCACGCAAAAGGUUAAAUCCAGACGGCAGGACCAUGCGGACGGAGGAUAAGAUUCUCACUAUUGAGAUCAAGCGGGGUUGGAAAGAGGGAACCAAGAUCACGUUCCCAAGGGAGGGAGACGAGUCGCUCAACACCAUUCCUGCCGACAUUGUUUUUGUCAUCAAGGACAAACCUCAUCCUCACUUCAGGAGGGAAGGCUCCAACAUUGUGUAUCCAGUUCGWGUGAGCUUAAGACAGUCUUUGUGCGGAUGCUCCGUCACCGUGUCCUCCAUAGACGGGAAGACGUCUCACAUGAAGAUCACCGAYGUCAUCAAGCCGGGCAUGAGGAAAAUCGUAGCUGGACAGGGCCUCCCGUUACCCAAAAACCCCGACCAGAGAGGAGAUCUGGUGGUAGAGUUUGAUGUGAACUUUCCGGAGACGUUGCCCGGGAACGCCAAGGACGUGCUGAAGCGGCACUUACCCACAUAGGACAAGAGGACGAGGACUGAGCAAGCGGUCAYUUCAGUCGAGAGACACUUUUCCCACAAGGACAGUUCCGACAGUGCACAGAUGGACCCCCAGCCGAUGAAUGUGCGGCCUCUAUUUUUGAGCUAUUUGUUGUUUUUAUAGAUAUCGUGCAUGCUGCCAAGCUGAUACAAGUGCAAGUGAGAGACUGCUUGAGCKCUGACUGUUAUGUGAAUCUGCACACUUUAUGUAAGUGGCCCUUUGGUUGGAAAUGGCUGCCAGAAGUCCCGGUGAUGCCGGGAAAACUUUUGUACUGAACAGAAAGUUUUGAUUUUCUCCUGGAGUUCAUAGAGGCAAUCUUCAGAUUUGAAUCUCUUUUGUUGUGAGUUUUAAACCAGAGGCUCUCAUGCUAGUUGUGGUGCAAGUUACUUAGUUCUGUUUUAGAUAUUGUUUGACACAUUUUUGGACUUUUUACAUGCAAGACUUGAAUUUCAAAAGCAUAAUCUAAAAAAUAAGCUGUGUAUUGGUUAUGAUCGCUUCACAACUUGCUGCCUAGGAAUAUCUGUAGUCUGUGUAGCAGUAUUGCAAAAAAGGCUUCUUUGCAGCCCUUGGAAAUGAAAUCUCUAUAUUGAAUCUAAUGAGAAAAUGGAAUCUAUAUGUAAUCUAAUCUAUAUUUUGAUAGUAAAAUGUGAAUUUUCUGAUGUUGUAAAACACACGGUUAACUUUUUUGAUGUGCAAAAAUGAAAAUUAAAUAUAUCUUGGCUGAA